Equus quagga is the source of this 1080-nucleotide messenger RNA. RefSeq names its product melanoma-associated antigen B3-like. The coding region runs from base 1 to 1080 and encodes 359 amino acids. Gene Ontology annotation, cellular component: nucleus. Lineage: Eukaryota; Metazoa; Chordata; Mammalia; Perissodactyla; Equidae. The transcript has a single exon. Gene Ontology annotation, biological process: negative regulation of transcription by RNA polymerase II. The record is from RefSeq and is a predicted model, not a curated record.
AUGCCUCGGGGUCAGAAGCGUAAGCUCCAAACCCAUGAGAAACGCCGCCAAUCCCAAGGUGGGACCCAGGCACCGAAGGGUGCUCAGGUCACUGCAACCAAGCAGGAAGCAUUCCCCUCCUCGUCCCCUCCUCCUUUUGGUGUUAUUACUCCUCAGGGAAAGCCUGGUGCUAGGUCACAUAGCCCUCUCAAGAAGCCUCACAGAGCCCUAUCCACCACCACUAUGUCUGCAGGUGUUUCUCACACAAGAUCAUAUGAAGGAGCCAACCGCAAAACUGCGAAAAAAUGCAGUUCCUACCAGGCCCCACUCUCCACUGUGCAGUCUCAAAGAGACCCUCUAACCAAGGUGACCGGUAUGUUGGUGCAGUUCCUGCUGCACAUGCUCAAGAUGAAAAAGCCCAUUGUGAAAACAGAUAUGCUGAAGGUUGUCGAUAAAAAGUACAAAAGUCGCUUCCUUGAGAUCCUCAAAAGAGCUUCUUUCAGUAUGGAGGUGGUAUUUGGUGUUGACUUAAAGGAAGUCGAUUCUGCCAAGCAUUCCUACAUCCUUGUCAACAAGAUGGACCUGCCCAACAAUGGGACAGUGAGCUGUGGCAGAGGAUUUCCCAAGCCCGGUCUCCUAAUGAAUCUCCUGGGUGUGAUCUUCCUGAAGGGUAACUGCGCCACUGAGGAGGAGAUCUGGAAAUUCCUGAAUAAGAUGAGAGUAUAUGCUGGGAAGAAGCACUUCAUAUUUGGGGAGCCCAGGAAGCUCAUCACCCAAGAUUUGGUGAAGCUUAAGUACUUGGAAUACCAGCAGGUGCCCAACAGUGAUCCUCCACGCUAUGAAUUCCUGUGGGGCCCAAGGGCCCAUGCCGAAACCAGCAAGAUGAGAGUCCUGGAGUUUUUGGCCAAGAUUAACCAUACAGUCCCCAGUGCCUUUGAGUCUUGUUAUAAAGAAGCUUUGAGAGAUGAGGAAGAGAGAGCCCAAGCCACAGGCGCACUGAGGGCUGACACCAAUGCCACCUCCAGUGAAUGUUGUGGGCCAUGUCUAGCAGCUCCUCCCACAUCUAGUGAAGUUGAGGCAGAUUCUUCACUUUGUGGUUGA